AUGGGUAUUCAUAAGAAGGUUUUGAUUCAUCUAAAGAGGUAUGCUAUUGUGGAGGAAUUGGCUGGACUAGGUGCAAGUGUACAUACUUGUUUUCAGAAUGAAGCCCAACUCAACGACUGCUUGAGUCAAUGGAAGAAAACGGGUUUUCAUCAAGUCACUAGCUCAGUGUGUGAUGUGGUCUCAAAAACCCAGAGAGAAGAGCUAAUAAAUAAGGUCUCAUCACUAUUUAAUAGCAAACUUAACAUCCUUAUAAACAAUGUGGCAACUCUUAAAGGAAAGCCAACAACUGAGUAUACGGCUGAAGACUACUCAUUUAUCUUGAGUACGAAUCUUGAAUCUACUUUCAAUAUAUGCCAACUUGCACAUCCUCUUCUGAAAGCUUCAGGAGCUGGUAUCAUUAUUAUGCUCUCUUCUGUUGCUGGUGUGGUAUCGGCUCCAAAGGUUAGGAGUGUAUAUAGGGCAACUAAAGGAGCAAUGAAUCAAUUGGCAAAAAAUUUGGCUUGUGAGUGGGCAAAAGACAAGAUUAGGAUCAACAGUAUUGCACCUUGGUUCAUCAGAACUCCUCUCACUAAAGCUAUCAUAAAUGAUGAGGAGGUUAUGAACUCUCAAACCCCUUUAGGACGUCCUAAAGAGCUGGAAGAGGUGUCUGCCUUGAUAGCAUUUUUAUGCCUUCCUGCAGCUUCAUAUAUAACUGGGCAAACUGUUUACGUCGACACAUGGAUGACUAUCAACAGCGUACUCUUCCAAUGA
Molecule: messenger RNA, 750 nt
Organism: Rosa rugosa (rugosa rose)
Lineage: Eukaryota; Viridiplantae; Streptophyta; Magnoliopsida; Rosales; Rosaceae
Product: tropinone reductase homolog At1g07440-like
Exons: 2
Coding region: 1-750 (249 amino acids)
Molecular function (GO): oxidoreductase activity
Source: RefSeq, a predicted model, not a curated record